UUAUAUUCCAUUACUAUUAUAUCUUCUUCAUCCUUGGCUUGCAUCUUCUGAAUCACACACACGUAUACAUAUUCGUCGUUUUUUCAAGGUGGGGAAUAUCGUGAUCGGAUAAACGAAGGAUGGUAAGCUCCCGUUCGUCAUCGACGGCUAUUGACGAUAAGAACGAAGACAAUAAAAGGAAAGAAGAAGAAGAAGAAGUAGAAUCAAAAGGACGAGAAGAAGAGGAAACCACCAACAACAACAACAAUAGUAGCAGCAACAACAACAAUAACGUUAAUUCGAUACCGUCGUUGUCCACCGUCGAGGUGUUAGAUUUGCUUGGCGAACCAACAACCAACGCCAUCUUGUCGGGAAGGAAAGGAAACGUUAGAAGAAGCGUUGCUGAAGGUGAGGGAGGUGGUGGAGGAGGUAUAGGAGGAGGUGUAGGAGGAGGAAAAAGGACGAGUGCCGGUGCCGGUGUCGACAAGGAGGACGACGACGUCGAAUGGGGUCGACGACGAAGCAACAACGACGGCCCACCUUCGUUGGUUUCGAUGUCGUUAGACCUGCAAAAUCAACCGGUCGGUAGCGCCAAUCCGCAAAACGAUUCUGGAGAUUAUUCGAAUAUCAAUGCUGGUAUUGGUACUGGUAUUGGUACUGCUAUUUCUGAUCCAUGUGAUCGUACACUUGCUACUGCAACAACCGAAACCAAUAACAACAACGCUAUAUUAUCGUCAUCAUCCAUUACCAAUAUCAAACUAAUUGGUAAUAAUCGAGAAGAAGAAGAAAGUUACGAGGGAUUCGGAUUUGGAUCCGAUUUUGGAUCCAGUUCUGGUUUCGGUUCCGUCGAAGUUGACGCUGACGGUGAACCAGAGGACGGCAGGGACGACGCCGAUUCACCUGGUGGCAGCAGUUCAGCACCCUCUCCUACUGGUAGCAACCCUUUCGGCAGAAAUCCGAGAAGUCCGAAUUCGACCAUAGGAAGGCAUUCCUGGCUUCGAACAUCCCUUAGACGAACACCCCCAUGUUCCGGGAGAAAACGGAUCAGUUCAAAUGCAUUAGCCAGUCAGCUUUAUCGCAGCGGUAGCUUCAAUAGUUCAGGAAGAGGCUCAAACUGUGACAAUACUGACGAUAUGUACAGCGAUGUAUCUCUUGAAGAAGACUUUAUAGAUCUCAAUCAUAGGGUCCAAAUGAUUCAAGAGCAAAUGAACGUAUUGGCCGAUACCCAAUCGGUCGGCGAAGAAAGAUACGCAAGAGUUAAACAAGAAAAUGCAACCUUACAAGCGAGAAUAUUGAUUUUAGAAGAAGCUGCGAAAGAUGCUGAAACUAGAGCAGAAGAACGAUUGCAGGCUGAACAACGAAGGCAUAGAGAAUUGGCCAGUCGUUUGGAACGAGAAAAACAAUUACAAUUAGAAAAUUAUGCUAUUAAGUUACAAUCAAUCGAUUUAGAAAGUUCUACUUUAAGGGAUGAAAUAGGAAGAUUAAGAGAGCAACUUGAAAGAUUUAAAAAUGACAAAACUCGGCUUGAGAUAGAACUUAAGGAUUCUCAAAGCGAAAUAAAUACUGCCAGAGAAAACGAAAAGCAAGCAGUUGCUAGAGCCAAUGAAGCUCAUCAUAUGCUUCAAGUGGCCAAAGAAGAACUUAUAAUUAGAGCUGAUAAUCAACAGAGAGUCGAAGAACUUGAACAACAGGUGGUUCAUCUUCAAGCACGUAACAAAAGUCUGGAAGAAGCACGAGACGAGUUGCAAGCUGCUGCCGCUGUACAAGCAGGCCGAGAACUUUUAAUGUUAAGUCCUUGUAAUAAUGGAAGCGAGAAAGGACCGAGUCUAGCAGCCGAGUUAUUGGCUGGUAUGAGUCAGGAUCAGAUGGAUGGUCAUCCUAUUGAUGAAUAUGAAUCGCCAUAUAGUAUUUCGGAACUGAAACAGGCUUUAAAAGAACAACAGGAAGUCAAUGCUCAAUUAAGAGCAUAUAUCGAUGGGAUUUUAUUAAAUAUCGUUGAAAAUUAUCCGCAAUUGCUUGAAGUCAAACAAGCACACUAACUGCGGAUCAUUUUUAUGAAUGAUCAAAGAAUUUUGAAAUAAUAUUUCAAAAUUGAAGGCAUUGUACAUUAAGUUUCAUUACUGAAAUUACUAUUUAUACAUUUAUAUAAAUUAUUCUACUGUAGUUGUAUACAUAUAUAUGUAUUAGGUGUCUCAAGUUUUUCAAGUUAAAAUUAAGUAAAUUGUUUUGUGAACAUUUAUUCGUAGAACAUUUUGCUAAAAUUUGGCAAAGAAUUAAACCUGUGAUAUCUCACGUACAUAUAUUCGCAUAUUUAAAUUAAUUCGGGAAGAUAGCUUCCGUCCAGAUAAAUUUAAAGCUCCAGAAAUCUCCAGAUGAUGCGUGAAAUUGAAACUUUUUAAACUCAUCUUCGUUAUUCUUAUUAUCUAUUUUAUUAUAACGGCAAGAAAGAGAAAGAGAAAGAGAAGAGAGAAAAAGAGUACGUUAAAUAAGUCGUAAGUGUGGCAUUAUUAUUGUUAAUCAUUUGAAACAAUGAAUCUGUAUAUUAUAUUAAGAAAGUACACAAAAGGCCUUCGUAUAUAUUACUAUUACUAUUAUUAUAUCAAAUUGAAGAAUUUUAUAAUAUUGAAUUAUCGUUAAAGGAAAAGAUGUAAUUAUUUAUUAUUGCACCUUUCUUCAUACUAUCUUCUUGGCAAGAACAAUUAUAUUUGGUAGUCAUAUAUUUUUAAUGAUAAUUCAAUAUGUGAUAAUGUACAGAUGAACCAAUUUAUCAAUAAUUUACUAAAGUAUCUUCUCACCUCUAAGGAUGAUACCAUAUUUUAAUGAUAAAAUAUUAUUUAUCAUUUUAUCUAUAAAAGAAAUUCUAUUCUCGCCUUGUAAUUGAUUGUCUGAAUCGAAUUUAAUUUUUAAAUAAAUAUCAUUCGCGAGUUACCUACUAGUUACUUGACAAAGAGGUGAUGUAUGACUGCGUUAUGUGUCACGGCGCAUCUGUGAUACAACAACAAAAAUAGUACCUAUUAAAUUAAUAUUUAGUAUUUUCACCUAUAGAAUAUUUUAGGUCUUUAUACUGAAAAAAAAGCUAUUAAAGUUGCGAAUAAAUCGUUAUAUUUUGAU
Messenger RNA from Polistes canadensis, 3090 nucleotides. RefSeq names its product rab11 family-interacting protein 4B-like (gene nuf). Gene Ontology annotation, biological process: regulation of cytokinesis; endocytic recycling. The coding region runs from base 120 to 2018 and encodes 632 amino acids. The record is from RefSeq and is a predicted model, not a curated record. Gene Ontology annotation, cellular component: recycling endosome membrane; cleavage furrow; endocytic vesicle. Lineage: Eukaryota; Metazoa; Arthropoda; Insecta; Hymenoptera; Vespidae. The transcript has 10 exons.